Messenger RNA from Melospiza georgiana, 2856 nucleotides. It is a transcript of the gene TACR1, whose product is annotated as tachykinin receptor 1. Gene Ontology annotation, cellular component: plasma membrane; sperm midpiece. The record is from RefSeq and is a predicted model, not a curated record. The transcript has 7 exons. NCBI's taxonomy places the organism in Eukaryota, Metazoa, Chordata, Aves, Passeriformes, Passerellidae. Gene Ontology annotation, molecular function: substance P receptor activity. Gene Ontology annotation, biological process: G protein-coupled receptor signaling pathway; positive regulation of flagellated sperm motility. Bases 380 to 1615 code for a protein of 411 amino acids.
CCCAAUUUUGCUGAGCAGGAGAUCUCUGCACCCCAAUUUUGCUGAGCAAGAGGUCCUGCCCCCCAAUUUUGCCGAUUAGGAGGUCCCUCACCCCAAAUUGGCUGAGCAGAAGGUCCUGCACCUCAAUUUUGCUGAUCCAGAGGUUCCUCACCCCAAACUGGCUGAUCAGGAGGUUCCUGCAUCCCCAAAUUGGCUGAUCCAGGUCCCUGCACCUCAAUUUUGCUGAUCAGGAGGUCCCUGCAGCCCAAAUUGGCUGAUCCAGAGGUCCCUCACCUCAGUUUUGCUGAUCAGGGGGUCCCUCACCCCAAACUGGCUGAUCCAGAGGUCCCUGCACCCCAAUUUUGCUAAGCAGAAGGUCCCUCAGCCCAUCUCCGUGGCCAUGGACGAGUCCCCGCCGCUGGCAGCCCGGCCGGAGCCGCAGUUCCCCAACGCGUCGCUGAACGGCUCCUGGUCCAACCCGUUUGUGCAGCCGCCGUGGCAGGUGGCCCUGUGGGCCGCGGCCUACGCGCUCGUGGUGGUGGUGGCCGUGGUGGGCAACGCCGUGGUCAUGUGGAUCAUCCUGGCGCACAAGCGGAUGCGCACGGUCACCAACUACUUCCUGGUGAACCUGGCCUUCGCCGAGGCCUCCAUGGCCGCGCUCAACACCGUGGUCAACUUCAGCUACGCCGUGCACAACGAGUGGUACUUCGGGGCCGCCUACUGCCGCUUCCACAACUUCUUCCCCAUCGCCGCCGUCUUCGCCAGCAUCUACUCCAUGACGGCCAUCGCGCUGGACAGGUACAUGGCCAUCAUCCACCCGCUCCGGCCGCGCCUCUCAGCCGCGGCCACCAAGGCCGUGAUGGGGCUGAUCUGGCUGCUGGCGCUGCUGCUCGCCUUCCCCCAGGGAUAUUUCUCCGUCACCGCCGAGCUCCCGGGGCGCCUCGUCUGCCUCGUGGAGUGGCCGGAGCCCGGAGGAGCCGAGUCUGGGAAAGCGUACCACUUUUCCAUGACGGUGCUGCUGUACCUGCUGCCGCUGCUGGUGAUCGGCUGCGCCUACGCCGCCGUCGGCCGCACGCUCUGGGCCAGCGCCAUCCCCGGCGACUCCUCCGACCGCUACCACGAGCAGGUGUCGGCCAAGAGGAAGGUGGUGAAGAUGAUGAUCAUGGUGGUGUGCACCUUCGCGCUCUGCUGGCUGCCCUACCACGUCUACUUCACGCUGCAGUACCUGCGGCCCGAGUGGUACGUGCAGAGCUUCAUCCAGCAGGUCUACCUGGCCGUCAUGUGGCUGGCCAUGAGCUCCACCAUGUACAACCCCAUCAUCUACUGCUGCCUCAACGACAGGUUCCGGGUGGGAUUCAAGCACGCCUUCCGCUGGUGCCCGUGUGUGAGCGCCGGCGAGUACGAGGGGCUGGAGCUGCGCUCGGCGCGCUUCCUGCACACGCACAGCUCCGUGUCCAAGCUCAGCCGCAUGGACACCACCACCGUGGCCUCGGCGCUCGGCGCGGCCGACGAGGAGCUGGACGAGCCCAGCCGGGCCGAGCGGCUCUCCCUGGACAUGACCUCCAACGGCUCCUCCCGCAGCGACUCCAAGACGGUCUCCGAGAGCUUCAGCUUCUACUCCAACACCCUGACCUAGGGGCGUCCCCUCAGCGCCACCUCGGUGUCACCGCCCUGCUUGUGCCGUGCCGGCGUUUCUCGUGCUGUUUUCCCGUCUCUUUUCUUUGGGAUGAGUUCUGUUGUGGGGCUGGACAUCAGGAAUGUUUUCACUGCCUGGCUGGAGAUGGAGGGGAUGCAGGAACGGGACAGAGCCGGGUUUUCCUCAGAAUUCCAACGCUGGCCGGCGCUUCCGUGCCCUCUGCGAGGCAGGAGGGACCUCUCGGUGCAUCCCACCCCAUGGAAAACGACCCCAUCCUGCACCUCCCUCCUCCCAUCCUUAAUUUCAUUCUCCAUGCUGGAUAUGCAGGGGGAUCUUGAAUCCCAAAAUCCCAAAAAGGCUUUUUCCAGCAGCAUGGGGAAUCAUCAGCACUGCACAGAUUCUGGGAUUCAGACAGGUCUGUUUGGCACAAGAACCGCGGCUCCUUUGGAAGCUGCAGCCAAGGAUCCAGCGGCGCCUUUGGAAGCCGGAGCCAAGGAUCCAUCCGGGAGCCAUUCCCAUUGUUCGGAGCGUUUUUCUGGGAUUGCUGUGGAUACAAGGCCUGCCCCGCCCAUCCUUGCCUUUAUUGUUGUUUUUAUUUUCUGUCCCUCGAGGGCUCCUCAUGGCCGAGCGUUGCAGGAGGGAAGCGCAGGAUCCGCUGUUUGCGGAGCGUUCCCACAGGGAAUGAUGGGAUUUGGGUUUUUUGGGAUUUCCAUGUCCUUGUUGGAGCCCUGGUGUGAGGUCACAGAGCCCAGCCUGGGAGCUCCCAGGGUUUAUUUCCCAUUAAAAUCACCAUAAUCUGAAAAAAUUCCGAUUUUCAGCCUUCACGACCCACCAUGGGCCCUUCCAGCCUUCCCCAUUCCAGGAUUCUGGGAUUUUGGGACUUAUUCCUUUCCCAAACCCUGCCCCCAAAUCCUGUGUCCAGCUGAAAGAUGGACACAACCAUUCUAAUGCAAAGUUUAGCAUGGGAAUCCCCCUUUUCCUUGGAAUAUCCACCCCAAAUCCCAUUCCUGCUGGAAUAUCCACCCCAAAUCCCACCCCUGUGAAAUAUCCACCCCAAAUCCCAUCCCUGUGACUCUGACAUCCCUGGGGAAUUCGGGGUGGCAGCAGCUGGAAGGAACUUUCUGGAAGGUUCUUCGCCUGGAGCAUCCCAAGAGAGAGGGAACCCAACCGUCCUUCCCAAAGUGUCUCGGGAUUGUCCCAGCGUGGAUUUUCAUGGAUAAAUAUUCCUUUGUUGUGGAGAA